Molecule: messenger RNA, 759 nt
Organism: Dibothriocephalus latus
Lineage: Eukaryota; Metazoa; Platyhelminthes; Cestoda; Diphyllobothriidea; Diphyllobothriidae
Source: the annotation of a GenBank genome assembly
AUGCUAAUCAUACUUCUUGCUUCCUCCUCCUUACAGCGUGAAGUUAUCAGUAUUCACAUCGGUCAGGGUGGUGUGCAAACCGGAAAUGCCUGCUGGGAACUCUACUGUCUAGAGCACGGAAUCCAGCCUGAUGGCCAGAUGCCCAGUGACAAAACUAUCGGAGGCGGUGAUGACUCCUUCCAAACAUUCUUCAGUGAAACCGGGGCCGGAAAACACGUUCCACGAGCAGUAAUAGUUGAUCUGGAGCCGACUGUUAUUGAUGAGGUACGCACGGGCACAUAUCGUCAACUCUUCCACCCCGAACAACUCAUUAGUGGCAAGGAGGAUGCUGCAAACAACUAUGCCCGUGGUCAUUACACUGUGGGCAAGGAGAUGGUUGACCUGGUCUUGGACCGCAUCCGUAAACUGGCCGAUCAGUGCACCGGAAUGCAGGGUUUCAUUGUAUUCCACUCUUAUGGCGGUGGUAGCGGUUCCGGUUUUACCUCUCUCCUGAUGGAACGUCUCAGUGUGGACUACGGCAAGAAGUCAAAGUUCCAGUUCGCAAUCUUCCCGGCGCCACAGAUUUCGACCGCGAUUGUGGAACCCUACAACUCUAUUCUUUGCACGCACACCACCCUGGAACACGCAGACUGUUGUAGUGUUUUUGACAACGAGGCCGUCUAUGACAUUUGCAGGCGUAACCUGGAUAUUGAAAGGCCCACGUAUACCAAUCUGAACCGACUGGUGGCUCAAGUUGUCAGCUCAAUUACAGCUUCUCUG